AUGGUUAAAACUACUACAACAACAAAUAGAGAUCAUGAUAAUAUUAAUGAUGAUGGUGAUGAUGAUAUCAUUCAAGAUGGAGAUAAAAAUAAUAUUAAACUAUUAUCAUCAUUUAAAAGAACAUUUGAAAGAUUGACAGAACAUCAAAUCAAAGAUUGUCAUUUAUUCCUUGAUAGUUGCUUUUAUCAUUCUAUCAAUACUACUAUUGGUUUGAAUAAUAUCAUUCUUAAAUCAAAAUCUUGUAAUCUAUUACAAACUACUUUAAAUCAUUCAUCUUUAAAUAAGUUAAUAUUAACAUUUAAUAAAGAUGAAGAAUGGAAAGUUGUAUUCUUUAUUAGUGGAUAUAUAUGGGAUUAUGCAGAGUCUAUUAAAUUGAUAUUGGAACGAUAUGAUUGGUGCAAGAGUUUGAUCUUUUGUAGUAUGAGUGAAAUUGCUCAUGUAACUCAUCCACAACCACCUAUUACUCUAUCUAGAGUGCUACAACAAUCACCUUCAAUCUAUGAUCAUUUCAAUACACAGUUUCAUUCUUUGUUGACCGAUGUCAACCCUGAUGCACUGUCAUCGAUCAAUUAUUUUACAUGCAAUUUCAGUGUACCUUUGAAUGGUGCCAAUCUCUUUACUAUACCUCUACAACAUGGUUUCUUACCACCACUUUAUUUUAAUGAUUAUUUACUUCAACAACAACAACAACAGACACAACAACAAUACUCUCAACAAUCUCAACAACAACAACAAUACUCACAACAACAACAAGAACAACAGAUAAUAUCAAAAAUCAAAUUAAACAAAUUACCAUUUGACAUGCAAGAAGAUGUUCAUAAAACCAUUCAUUCUCUAUUGUCAUUUGUGUCUGAUCAAAAGUUGGGAUCGGUUACUGGUGAAGAUCUAAGUGUCUAUCCAUUAGGUCAAUUCUCUCAAUUUAUAGCUUCUGAAAUUCAUUCAACUCUUACUACUGCCAACAAAGUUCAAACUGAAGAUUAUCAUCCAAUUUCUUUGGUUCUAGUUGAUAGAUAUUUAGAUUUGGUAGGACCUUGUUCACAUUCUGAAAAUGCUUUGGAUAGAAUAUUUAAUACCAUCUCGACUACUAGUAAAUCAUCAUCAUCACCAUCAAUCAAUAUAGCACCAGUUUUUGUAAACAAUCAAAAUGGUCAAUUCAAUGGUAUGGUCAAUGGUGACAUGAAUGGAAAGGAGAAUGGAUUUUGGAGUAGUUUACAAUCAAAAACUCUUAGAGAGGCAGUUACUAUUCUAAAGAGAAAGGUUGUAGAUAUUAUUGCACAAGAGAAUAUAAAUUUAGAUGUAUCUACUCUUACCUCUUCCUCAAAUGCAAUGAGUGUACAGUCACUCCAAACAAUGUUAUCAGUUAUCUCUGCUACACCAAGACUAUCACUUAGAUAUUCUGAUACAAUCCAAGCAAUCUGCUCAAUCAUUCAAACAUUACAAUGUAGUCAACAUUUACAUUGGGAUAAUUUAUUAUCAAUUGAAAGAAUUUUAUUAUUAAGUGCUGGAAGUUAUGAUGACAAUCAAGAUGAUGAAGAUGAUGAAGAGGAUGAAGAUCAAGAACAAAGUUUAUUAUCUCAAAUCAUCGAUUUUAUUAAUUCUCCAGUUUCUAGUUUGGAUAAAAGUUAUUAUUCAAUAUCAGAAAUAUUGAAUCUUUGUAUAUUUGCAUUCUCAUUGAUUGGAGAUAAAUCAUUCUCUGAGGAGGAUAUUGAUAGUUUGGUAGACUCUUUAUCCGAGAGAAUAGAAGCAUCAAAAAAAGAAAUAGAAAUAGAUGGUGACAAUAAUAAUGAAAUAUUAAAAUUAUUAUUGGAUGACAUUAAAGAAAAAGAAUCACUUUCUAAAAAAUCACAAGUUGAUUCUGAUGAUGAUGAUGAAAAUGAAUCAGAUUCAGACUCUUCAGAUUCUUCAGAAACCAACAACAACAACAACGAUGCAACAAGAAACAAAGUAAAUGAAAUAUUAAAUGUACUUUUACAAUUAGGAUCAAGUAGAAAAACAUUAAAAGAAUUUAAGAAUCUUGUUAGUGGAGGAAUGACAGGAAGUACAUAUCAACCACUUUUAGUCAAUUUAUGCAAAGCUAUAAUUGGACAACAAGGCACAGGUGAAAACAAGGAUUUAGAAAGAUUCAAUGAAGAAUCUUCCAAACUUGGAUCAUUGUUUGGAGGAUGGACAAGAAGAACCAAGAAAAUACACAAAGUAUCGGAUAAUAGAAAGAUUAUUGUCUAUGUCAUGGGUGGUAUUACACUACAAGAAUUAAAAGAUUGUCAAGAUGUCAUUGACAAAUCAACCAAACAAUCUACAUCACCAUUUUACAACCAUCAAAUUAUCUUUGGUUCAAGUCAUAUUUCAACAUCAAACAAUAUUUUACAAUCCUAUUUAUUAGAUUCUAUAAAAUAA
Molecule: messenger RNA, 2394 nt
Organism: Cavenderia fasciculata
Lineage: Eukaryota; Evosea; Eumycetozoa; Acytosteliales; Cavenderiaceae
Gene: scfd2
Product: Sec1-like family protein
Exons: 4
Coding region: 1-2394 (797 amino acids)
Biological process (GO): intracellular protein transport; vesicle-mediated transport
Source: RefSeq, a predicted model, not a curated record